Messenger RNA from Caenorhabditis remanei, 1086 nucleotides. RefSeq lists its product as uncharacterized. Gene Ontology annotation, biological process: regulation of DNA-templated transcription. Gene Ontology annotation, molecular function: DNA-binding transcription factor activity; zinc ion binding; sequence-specific DNA binding. The record is from RefSeq and is a predicted model, not a curated record. NCBI's taxonomy places the organism in Eukaryota, Metazoa, Nematoda, Chromadorea, Rhabditida, Rhabditidae. Bases 1 to 1086 code for a protein of 361 amino acids. The transcript is spliced from 7 exons.
AUGGAGAAGAAGUAUACAUGUAGGAAGGCGAAUCAAGGAUGCAGAAUCGACAAGACUGAACGAUAUUUGUGUAGAUUGUGCAGAUAUAAGAAGUGUCUUCAAUUGGGAAUGACCGCGGAUAAUGUCCAAUGGAACCGAGAUAUGAUCUCAUCAACAGACCGUAAAAGACAAAGUGAUGACGAUGGAACUGAUAUUGACGCUUAUUUGGAUUGGAGUCCAGAAUCCAAAAAGUCGUGCCUGGAUGAUCCUCCACUUUACGAUCUAUCAAAAGUUCUCAACAAAAUUCACAAGACAUUUAUGGAGUUCAAAAUACCAGUGGAUGAUCCGGUUUAUCAAGCGACGAACACACUGGGAAAGAUGGAUUGGGCUUUGAGACGUCAUCGGAAACAUCAUAAGAUGCAAGACUUUCGGAUUGCAAAUACGGUUCGGCUGGAUCAACUGGUUGAUAUGUGGGGAAAUGAGAUGACAAAGGUCGCUGAAUUUAUGAUGCAUUCUGAGGAAUUUCGAGAACUUAGUUCAGAAGAAAAGUUCUCAAUUUUCAAAUUAGUAUGGCAGAUUUCGCAGAGAUUUGAGAAGUUGACUAUGUCAUUGGAGAUUUUUGGAAAGAGAGCAUUGGAAGAGAAAAUUCUAAUAACUUCCAACAAUACGGCCAUCCGAAUGGAACAUGUCGACGUGGAUCUUUCCAAAAUCACUGAUUACACUUCAAUCGAAUUGAGAAAGAUGUUCCAUCCAUUAUGUUCUCGUUUGUACGAUCACGUGGCUCGUCCACUUCUGGAACUGGAUCCAUCUUCAAUUGAAAUCAGUUUUAUGUUAUGUCAGAUUAUAUGGCACAUUGCAGGUAAAACAAUGCAAGGUAACAUCCUGAAUGCGGGUGAGAAGUUUAUUGCGAAAAUAGCCGAUGAUCUUCAUCAAUACUACAUGAAAGAGUACAAAAUGUCAAAUUAUGCUGGUAGACUUAUCAAACUUAUGACGAUUGUCAACAGUUUACAGAGAAUUCAUCUGGAUCGUCUGAAAUUAAUGAAACUUGCCAAGAUUUUCGAUGUUUUCAAGGUCAAGAUUACGGAUCCAUGCUUCUUUCAGGAUUAA